Molecule: messenger RNA, 3198 nt
Organism: Bombus terrestris (buff-tailed bumblebee)
Lineage: Eukaryota; Metazoa; Arthropoda; Insecta; Hymenoptera; Apidae
Product: solute carrier family 12 member 8
Exons: 10
Coding region: 522-2534 (670 amino acids)
Biological process (GO): cell volume homeostasis; chloride transmembrane transport; potassium ion import across plasma membrane
Cellular component (GO): membrane
Molecular function (GO): potassium:chloride symporter activity
Source: RefSeq, a predicted model, not a curated record
UAUAUUUAUAGUUGAUACCGUUAGAAAGAUAAAAAUGGUCGUUUUAUCGUGGAACAACACGUCACCUGUAUAUAUUGGUGAUAUAUUUGAAGAGACAAAACUAAUAUAAGAGGUUGAUAAAUUUGAAAAGAUGAAUGUAUUAAAUUACUACGUUAUUGUGAAGGCCUAUGAUAAUUAUCGUUUUGUUUAAAGCUCCUAAAUCAAGCUCUAACCUAUUUUAAUAAAAAUCGUCAGUAAACACUAAGUACAUUUGACGUUUUCGUUAUGACAAUAAAAUAAUUCAAUGUUUAUAUUAUUCAAGUUAAAUCGGUUGUUAAAAAUUGUCCUUUCAAGGCAUUAAAUAAAAUGUAUUUUAACAAAUAACGUAGACAUGAUUCUUAGGGAAAAACUUUUUAUGUGCUUAUCAGUUUAUUAUCUAAAAUCUUCAGAAAAUCGGAAUUGAUUGAAGGCAAGAAGACUGAUUCAACUGUUAAACAUAAGUAAUUGUUAUAUAAAAUAAAUAUUUUAUUUAUAUAAAAGAUAUGGAGUCAAACGAAAGAAAUCAAUUGCCAAAUGGAGAUACUGCAAACAGCGAUAUCGAUUGGUCUAGAUAUGGAUUGCAUAAUAAUGCAGAGUCUCAAAGAAAUAAUGAAGCACAAAGACAUAAUAGAGAAUAUGAAGAACUUGGUCCUGAAAUGUAUCAAACCGGAGCAAAUGAAUUGUUUGCUCAAGAAUAUAGUGCUGAUCCUUGGUGGAAAUCAAACUUUUUCAUUUCUCAACCUGUAUUAUUUGGAACUUGGGAUGGGGUUUUUACAUCUUGUCUAAUUAAUAUUUUUGGAGUUAUUGUCUUUUUGAGAUCUGGGUGGAUAGUAGGCCAAGCUGGUGUUCUUAAUGCUGUUUUAAUAAUUUUGUGUACAGUAUGUAUCGCGUUAGUGACUGUAUUGUCUGCUGUGGGAAUAUGUGAAAGAUGUCGCGUAGAAAGUGGUGGAGUUUACUUUUUACUAUCACAUGUGUUAGGAUCAAGAUUUGGUGGAUCUAUUGGAUUACUAUAUUGUUUUGGACAGGCGGUGGGCUGUGCUCUAAAUGUUCUAGGGUUUGGAGAGUCUAUGGCUGGUCUUGUGGGUUUAGAAUCUACAUGGGCAGAACGUGGUUUUGCUUGUACUGCUGUUAUCUUGUUAUCUGUUAUUAAUAUUGCUGGUGUCAAGUGGGUCAUAAAACUCCAGUUUAUUCUAUUAUUAAUUCUAUUGCUUGCUGGUGUAGACUUUAUGGUUGGAAGUUUUACUCAUGUGAAUGUUGAGGCGGGUUUUGAAGGAUGGUUAUCAGGAAAUUUAAAAAAUAAUACUUUUACUAACUAUCAAGAUGGAUAUAAUUGGUUUACAGUUUUUGGUGUAUUCUUUCCCACAGUAACUGGCGUUUUAGCUGGUAUUAAUAUGAGUGGAGAUUUAAAACAUCCAUCUACCGAUAUUCCUAAUGGAACAUUGGCAGCUGUAGGGACUGGAACCUUUUUGUAUUUAUGUUUUUCAUUAUUUCUCGCGGCAACUUGUACUCGAAAGGCACUACUUACGAACUUUAUGAUUGCAUCGACAGUAUCAGCGAUUUCAGUAUUGCUACUGGCAGGUCUUUAUGUGUCAUCAUUUAGCAGUUGUUUAGGUGCAAUGUAUGGUACACCUCGAGUUCUUCAAUCUAUCGCUAGUCAAAAUGUAAUACCAGGAAUCAGUUGUUUGCAAAGAGGGAAAGGACCAAACAAGGUACCCGUGUAUGCAAUGUUAGUUGUUGCCAUUGUCACAUUAACUUUCAUUAUUACUGGUCAAAUUAAUACACUUGCGCCAAUUGUUACUAUGCCUUUUCUCUUGACAUAUGCGUGCUUGGAUUAUGCAUAUUUCGCCCUUGCACAAACAUUCGAUAUUCAACUGUCUCGUGAACAAAGAUUUCGAACACAGUCUCCGACGUUUGAUCACGAUUAUGACUCUACAAGUAGAAAUAAUUCAAUAACUGAUAUCGAUAAUGAUCUCGAUAACUUAUUUCCUGAACGAAUACGACAUAAAAAUCUUAUCAGAAAUCCUAGCCUUUCUGAAAAUAAUAUGUAUAUAGAUUCUUCUCCAAGUAUCGAUGAAAAUGCUAGCAGUACAGAUAAUUCAGAACGAAAAAUUCAUAUCCAUAAUAAACUGGGAAAUUGGUAUAGUCCUUUGUGUAAUAGAUGGUUUUCAUUAUUAGGGUGUCUUAUAAAAUUAUUCAUCAUGUUUCUUGUUCAUUGGGGUUAUGCUAUUGCCAAUAUUGUUGUGGUUUUCCUUGUUUGGAGUUACAUUGGUCAUGCUAAUCCUGCAGUUAAACCAGGUGUUUCAUCCGAAUUUAAAUUGCUUAAAUGGUUGAAAACGUCGCUAUUGAGAAUAAUGGGAAGAAAAGUUUAUGAUUAUGAACAAAUUGUGGUUACACCUGUGCAUCCUGGUGUAGAAACUUGUUCGGCUCAAUUAAAUGAGGAAAAUGAAGACUUUGCUGGGAGAAGAAGAUACCAUCAAACAGCCACAGUCACAGGGCAAUAUGUCAAUGUUGAUUAAAUAUUGCACCUAGCAAGAUUUUAGGGAAAAGUAUUCAGUGGAAAUCAGAUAUGAAUCAUUUGAAAAAGGAAUUGUAUAGGAAUCAUUUUAUCAUCGCAUUUUAAAAUAGGACGAAACGAAAAGAGAAGCGUUGGUUUAACAUCCGCAACGUUAUUGACCGCACAAAACUAGUCUAGCUAGGAAUUAAGAACAUUUCAUAUCUUAAAUACAAGGAAUUUUUUAUAAAAAUGUCACGUGAUAGCCUUAAAAGCACUAAUAAUCGAAUAAGGAACAAGCACAAAAUAUGUCAUUCCGAGCAACUGAGUAAAAGGACUAUUUGUAUCAGUUUACUCGAUGUAUGUACAUUAAACAGUUGAAAUGCAAUACUGCCAGAAGCAUUUCUGAAAUGGAGGGUCCAUGUAUUCAGUGAAUUAUUUUAGGAACUAUUUCUUGUGACGUGAGAUUAUUUAUUCUUUAUAGCCCUUAUAAUUUGGAAUAAAAUCAUAAUAUUUUAUGUAUCAUAUGAAGGUAUGAAGAAAACGAUGCUGGAUAUCAAAUCAUUUAUAUUAAAUACUUUGUAAAUAUGUAGUGAUAACAUAUUUAUAUGCUAUUUAACAUUUUUAUAAAUGUCGCUACAUAAAUAAGUAUGUUACUAAUAAAAUAUACAUACAUAUAGAUCAAUAAU